UUAUUCAGUUGUAAAUAUUUCUACUUUGAAAUAUUUGUAAAAAAAAUUUUGUUUAAAAAGGUAUAGAAUUUUAAAUAAAUUAUUUAAUAGAAUAAAUUUCAAGUUAGAGAAACAACAUGAAUAUCAUUUUUCCUUUAAUAUAUUCAAUUUUCGUUUUAACGUGUGCAUCAGCAAGCACGCCAGAAAUUAUACACCUCGACCUAACCACAACGGCGUCGAAUUUAGUGAAUGUGAAUAGAACUGAUGCAAUAACGAAAACAAUGUAUUGUUAUGCCGACUACUUUACUAUUCCUACUGAUUUUAUAAAUAAUAACACAUUAUGGAAUAACGUAGUCGCUAAUGUAGAAAUAAUCAUUAACAAUAUUUUGACAAAAGAAUACAAUAUGUCAGAAGAAUGUAAAAAAUUGGAGACGAUUUUAUGCGUUAACAAAAAUAUAAAUGAUGUCUGCUUCAAACAUGUUAAGAAAUGUACACUGGAAAUUUAUAAAUACUUGUUUGUCAUUAAAAACGACAAAACAAAUAAAAUUUGGCGUUCGAUGAUACGACCAGAAAAGGAUUUGAUAUUUCAUUCUAUGGAGUAUUAUGAAAAUGCUUUAAAAAACAUUAAGGAAGAUUAAUUUGAAAAACAAAAAGCUUAAUUUAUAAUACUUUUCAAAAAACUACACUAAAAAAUUUUAAACGGACAACUGAAAAUGAAUCUAUAGAUAUGGAAGUCAUUAAAAAAUUUAUACGCCUUACAUUGUAUUCAAAAUAAAAUCUAGAAUUAUUAAAAACAUUUUUUUUCUUUUUACUAAGCUUAAAAGAGUUAUUACUAUAAUUAUUAUAAUAGACAGAUGUUUAAAUAUACAUAUAAAAUAAACA
Messenger RNA from Daktulosphaira vitifoliae (grape phylloxera), 861 nucleotides. RefSeq lists its product as uncharacterized. Lineage: Eukaryota; Metazoa; Arthropoda; Insecta; Hemiptera; Phylloxeridae. The transcript is spliced from 5 exons. The record is from RefSeq and is a predicted model, not a curated record. The coding region runs from base 117 to 617 and encodes 166 amino acids.